UAAUCCGAGCGCGUUAUUGUGUGCGUUUUCCCCCGUCAUUCCCCUAGUUAAAAAUCUGAGCGCGGUAACAGAUUGUGCGCGCAUGCACUACCACAAAGGCGUUGCUGAUUAUUGUAAGAUCAUCUACUUGAGCCGAAUCUUCGCGAGACACGCAAAGGUCGCAAUGCAGGCUUUAUAUUGACAGUUUAAUGUUUCAUCAGGAGCGUACUUUAAUUCUCAAUAUAAACACUCGUUACGAACUUUGAUAGCUGCCGCCCGCGAGUGAUGUCUAAAAAAUCCGAGUCGGCUGCGAGAACAGUGUUCUAGACACAGCAGUUAGUAUGAUUUACCCGGUCCAGGUAAGUAUGCUGACAGCGAGAGGACUUCUUCUUACGGCUGUGGUAUGGCAUGCAUCUUUUCACAAAGAAGGCAGCACAGUCUCAGGCGCGAAGCGCGGACGGUGUCCACAGACACUUCAUGCGGCUGAUUACUGUUUGCGCGGGAAAUCCACCUGCAACACGGACGAGGACUGUCCAGGACCCAAAAAAUGCUGCGAUCAGAGUUGUGUUACUACCUGCGUCCUGCCAGUAACAGGCCCAUACAUAUCCGUGAGUCCUGAGGAGCAAAAUGUCGAGCCGGGUGGAUCUGUCCAAGUCACGUGUGUGUUGGACGAGCAGCCGUUGGAGGGUUGGUACGGACCUGGGCAGCAAAAAUUCCUCUCCACCACCCCCACGGAUACAGUGUAUGUCAUACAGACGGACACAGACGAGCACAAGCUUAUCAUUACAAACGCAACCGUGAUGCAUGGCGGGAUAUACACCUGUCGCGGGGCAUUGACGAAGAAAGAUUUCACUCUCAAUGUAGGAUUCAGCAUAGACACGCCUAUGUCGCCUCAAUUCAUGGCAGAGGGUACCACAGGCAUCAUAUUUACAACUGUCCGUGGCCACCCCCCUCCCAAAUACAUAUGGACCAAGAACGGCCAGCCCAUAAACCUUGCAGACGACCGCUAUACCGUCAGCCCUAGCGGCUCGCUGUCCAUCAAAGGAGUGACGUCAUCAGAUAGUGGAGAGUACUCGCUGAACGUGAGGCAGCAGUUGGCGUCAGGGUUCAUGAAGAUUGUGCAAAAUCAGCGAUUCCGAGUCAUGAGCCAAUCAGGAAAAUGUCCACCACAGAAGGAGAAUCCUCGGCGGAAGUGUGGCAUUGGGCUCAUGAACCAGUGCACCUCGGACAGCCAUUGCGGUGGGAAGCCAUGCUGCUUUGAUGGCUGUCGGUACAAGUGCAAAGGCCGGGGCGAUCAGCAAGAAAACCCUAGGGAAGGCUUCUGUCCAUUUAUUCGCCCACCUCGCGCAUGCGCCAGUGACUCAGACCGCUGUCAACAUGAUUGGGACUGUCCGGAAAAGAAAAAGUGUUGCUCCGAUUCCUGCAGAAAUCUUUGCGUCAGCCCAUCGCCAUCUGGGGUCCCAAUAACGCUCCCCGGCGCCAGAGUGUUCCAAGCAGAUGAAUACUUUGCUCCUGGUGAACGCGUAACGAGAGUGUGCCAAGUUAGUGGCGAACCUUUCGAAGGCUGGUACGACCCCCAAGGCAACAAGGUGACGGCACAGGUUGAUCACGUGUACGUAGAGAGGCGUGGCCCGUACCACGUGCUUAUAAUUGACGGGGUGACAGCAGAGGAUGGUGGGAAGUACACGUGCAGAGGAUCGUUCGACAGCGCUCAAGUCGGAAUCAACGUCAAUUACACUGUGUUGAAGGUUCCGCCGAGUGUGAUUUCGCUGCCGCCCGCGGGAUCCGUUAUGCUAGUACAAGCAGCCGUAACAGGUCACCCGAGCCCGCAGUUUGUCUGGUACAAAGGCGACAUUCCCAUCUCGCGCACGCGCAGUCCGAAUCGUUAUGCUGUCAGCCCGAGUGGGUCACUUAUCAUCAAAGACGUCAAGACGUCUGAUGCGGGGACGUAUACAAUGAGGGUAAACCAAGAUGGGAGGAUGUACGACAGCGGAAUUCAAGUACAGAUUACUGAUAAGCCAGGUGUGUCGGGGACUCCAAAGACAUACGGAAUCGACGUCGACUGUCGUAAGAAGGAGAUGGUGCUAGCGAUUGAUAAAAAGAUUCUUGAAGACGUCGAUAUCAGGUGGCUGCGCUUGCGUGACCCAUCCUGUAACGCAACGACUAACCGAACCCACGUGAUAUUACGAGCUCCUCUCAUUGGAUGUGGCACGACGACCACAUACAGCAAUGACGUCAUUGUCUAUAGUAACGCAGUGCAAGAGGAGCCCGCGGUUGGCCCGAUAUUGCGUACAGCGGAUAUCGAUAUUCCGUUUAAAUGUUUUUACGCUGCUGAAGGGAUAGCAUCCACCCUGGGACUUCUACCAGUUAAGGUUCCUAAAUUCAGUCUUGGCACCAAUUCUUCUACGAACUUCGACCUCUCAAUGACAAUAUACCGGGACGAGAACUUCUUCAACCCGUAUAAUGACGCCACAGACUACCCACUACAACUCUUGAUCAACCAGCCUUUGUUUGUGGAAGUUAAAGUGGAUUCAUCGGACACCAAACUCUCAGUCCUUGCGGAGCGGUGCUACGCUACACCAACUCAGAAUCCCAACGACCCUGUAGCUUAUGAUAUCAUCAACAAAGGCUGUAAACGCGAUUCUACCCUACAGAUGUAUAGCUCCGUCGGAACUUCCACCCGUUUUAGUUUCCGGGUGUUUCAGUUCUUACAAACGCCGAACAAGUUUCUGUUUAUUCACUGUCGAGUAGUGGUGUGUAACGGUACGAACCCGGAAUCGCGCUGUGCCAAGGGCUGCGUGGAAAAUGACGCGAUACGCGAAAGAUUCCGGCGACAAGCAGACGAUGAGCGCGCCGAAUUCACGCAAGGGCCUAUACUCGUCCUUGGGGAACACCGUAUCAAAGCCCGACAAGGCGUACAUGGAGGUGCAGAUAAGAUACCAUCACAGUUCCUGUGGAUUGUAAUCGCUAUGGUAGCCGUGUGUACCGCGUGUCUGGUAGCCAUGGUAUACAUGAUGAGAAAACACAGCCAAGCAGUGAAAAAUAGGUACGAGUUGCCGCACGGGACAGAGACUGAUACGCCUGAAUAAGUUACUACCUCUAUAAGGUGGACCAGCCAGAGGUGUAGUCACGGACAUUAUAUAUACGUGAUAUGUGUCGACAAUGCAUGGCCUUGACCCGUGUAUGCAAAUCGAAGUACUCUCAGCCAUGAUAUCAGGGUAUUAGCCAGUAUAAAGCAAAUCGAGGUUGCCUCACUCGUGUUCUCAGUGCCUUAGCCAGUAUAAGGAAAAUUGAAGUUGCCUUUGUCAAAAUCGAACGGUCCGUUAGCUAGUAUAAGGCAAAUAACCAAGGCGGUUGCAGUCUCGCAAGUCCGUAGCGAGUAGAAGGCGAACCGAGGCACAUGCCUCGUUUAACUAUUUAGUUACCUGAUUCCUCGAUUUCCGUCAAAUUGCAACUGUCAUGACCAUAUUGAUAGUGAAUUUGCCUCGAUCAGAGUAUAUUCCUUAUGGUUCAGCUUUUAAUUAACUUGUUAUCUAGGAGCAUAUUAUCAAGUGUUUUUCUUUUUAAUAAAUAUCUUUUAAUGAUAAAAGAAUGUAAAAGCAAACGAAUUUCAUCACCAAAAAUCAUAUAUUUAAAACAAUAAAAAAACGAGUAAUGUAAAUGUGUUUAAUUAAACAACAAGAUCGGUGGCCGCCGACAUCUCUGAAAUCAAA
Molecule: messenger RNA, 3692 nt
Organism: Nematostella vectensis (starlet sea anemone)
Lineage: Eukaryota; Metazoa; Cnidaria; Anthozoa; Actiniaria; Edwardsiidae
Product: hemicentin-2
Exons: 12
Coding region: 321-3068 (915 amino acids)
Biological process (GO): axon guidance; cell adhesion
Cellular component (GO): extracellular region; plasma membrane
Molecular function (GO): peptidase inhibitor activity; protein binding
Source: RefSeq, a predicted model, not a curated record